ACAUAGACAAUUAUGAGGUCAACUACAAGGUUUCGCGGAGCUUCUUCCAGACUUUUAGAAUCUUGCGGCGUUCAGCCUCAACGUAGUUUCAAAAGACAAGAAUGUUUUUGGAUUCUUAGAUCACUUACCGCAAGCCUAAUCAUUGCUCUACCUCAAACGUACGUCGCUGUUUAGAUCGACACACAAGGUCAGGAUCUCGCUGAGCCGAAGUCUGCUCACCUUUGCAAUGCUAUUUGUACCACAUUGCCGCGACUGCAACAUCUGCAUCUGAGGCUCAGCACUAUAUGUAACUCUUUAUUUCGAGCGGACCGAGACCAUUAAAGUACCAAGCCUCGAAAAGUUACUUAUUAACUGCUUAAGUAAAAGCGUUCAAGGCCAUCAAGCUUGUCUCUGCGGCUCUUUCCAAGAAGAUCCAUGUUAUUCUCAAUUCUACCUUGGAAAAGAAGCAGCUCCAGUUCUGGCACUUUCUGUACAAGCUUUUGUAACACACUAUCCGCAACUCACCCACAUAUUGUUGAUUGAUUCUGGGCAGCUUGAUUACGAAGAUCAUUCUGUUUAUAGUACUUUCAAUCGACGCAAUAUAAUGCAUAACAAGAUCUACUGCAUGCCCCUCGUGAAUAUACCGCCUUUUCAACCUGAUGGUGUUCUAAGUGUAAAGAUUAGGAUAUUAUAGCUAGUCUACCAGCCUGCAAAUCUUUACAGAAGAGGAAUUAUGGAAAGCUUCAAGUUCUGAGGGUUUUAUGUUGCCUGCACAGUUUCUCGAAGGCUAGUGUUAUAUUGC
Sclerotinia trifoliorum is the source of this 781-nucleotide messenger RNA. The record is from the annotation of a GenBank genome assembly. Lineage: Eukaryota; Fungi; Ascomycota; Leotiomycetes; Helotiales; Sclerotiniaceae.